Molecule: messenger RNA, 2051 nt
Organism: Anopheles stephensi (Asian malaria mosquito)
Lineage: Eukaryota; Metazoa; Arthropoda; Insecta; Diptera; Culicidae
Gene: Adk2
Product: adenosine kinase 2
Exons: 4
Coding region: 838-1878 (346 amino acids)
Biological process (GO): purine ribonucleoside salvage
Cellular component (GO): cytosol; nucleus
Molecular function (GO): adenosine kinase activity
Source: RefSeq, a predicted model, not a curated record
CGGUUCUGCAUGUGGGAAGGUGCGGCAAAUUGCAAAUGAUUCGUUGUUGCUAAAAUGUUGAAAUAAUUAAUUAAAGGUAAGGUAAACACCUUACUAAUCACACUUCUACCACUAACUGCUCGCUACAGAAUAGCUAUUUUUGGCCUUCGGUCUCCAUAAUUGCAUUUCCAUAGAAGGAUUGAAUCAAUUGUUUCUUCAAGUUGUUUACAAUAGCUUUUCGGGUAAAACUAUUACGAUUUCCAUGUGUUUUCUGAUUCUUGUAUUCAAAAAUUCUUUAAAGUUUGUAAACCACGCGAAUAUGUUGUGCAAAUGACGCAAAGAAUGUUUUCCGAUUGGCUACUCGACAUCUAAAUCUGCUUUGAAAACUCCUUUUUCGAUCAAAAUUACUAUCAUUUUUAUCAGUAUUUCGUAAAAAAAAAACAAAAAUUCAUCGAACGAACAUCGAAAACAACAACAAAACAGCACGCACAGAUGUAGUUGUCAGCCGGUCUUCUAGCCACUGCCUCAUUAUCAUCUCUACCGGCCAUGCGAUAGAUCUAGCGAGCUAAUCCUAUUCCAUUCAACCGGCCGGCCGUGAUGUUGCAACGGUUCUAGCACGCGCACAGCACACACGCCCCAUCCGACCAGUUGCUAUUGAGUGUUAAGACCGUUUUAUUAAUAGUGUGCCGGUACUCCUCCUACGUUCAACAGCUUCGAACGCCGCGGGACGAUUUCGAGCAGCAGUAAUCCGGUGUGGGGCCGUACAAUACUCGUGGAACACGUUGUUUUGUGCCACGAUUGUAUCAAACAUUGUUGUGUACCACGAUUUCAAGCAUCUUCUGUUUUAUAUAAUCAACAAUGGAGAGUCUUAGGGACGGUAUGCUGGUGGGACUCGGCAACCCGCUGCUGGACAUUUCGGCAGUGGUCGAGAAGGAUCUGCUGGUCAAGUAUGACAUGCAGCCAAACAAUGCGAUACUGGCGGAGCAGAAACACAUGCCAAUCUAUCAGGAGCUGAUCGAGAAGUACCAGGCCGAGUACAUUGCCGGUGGCAGUGUGCAGAACUCGCUUCGUGUCGCUCAGUGGAUCCUGCGGAGGCCCCGUACGGCCGUCUUUUUCGGCUGCGUUGGUCAGGACGAGUACGCUCGCAUACUCGAGGAGCGUGCCACGUCGAAUGGAGUUAACGUGCAAUAUCAACGAUCGUCUACUAAUCCGACCGGUACAUGUGCGGUGCUGGUGACCGGUACGCAGCGUAGCCUUUGUGCCAACUUAGCCGCAGCGAACGAUUUCACUCCAGAGCAUUUGCAGGGCGCGGCAAAUCAGGCGUACCUGGCAGGAGCGCAGUACUUCUACGUAUCCGGCUUUUUCUUUACGGUUAGCUUCGAAAGUGCGCUCGGUGUGGCGAAGCAGGCGGCGGCCAGCGGGCGUAUGUUUAUGAUGAAUCUUAGCGCACCGUUUGUGCCGCAGUUUUACAAGAGCAAUCUCGAGGAAAUAUUUCCGUUUGUCGAUGUGCUGUUUGGCAAUGAGACGGAAGCGGUAGCAUUGGCGAAGGAGUUCAACUAUGGCACGGAGGAUUUGAGAGCAAUCGGCAAACGUAUUGCGACUCUGCCGAAGGAGAAUGCCAAACGAAAACGCAUCGUAAUUAUUACGCAGGGCAGCGACCCGGUACUGCUGAUCGAGAGUGGAACCGAUAACGUUCGUGAGUUCCCGGUGCAAAAGCUAGCACCGGAGCAGAUGGUCGACACGAACGGGGCGGGCGAUGCGUUCGUCGGUGGUUUUUUGGCACAACUGCUGCAAGAGCGUAGCGUGGACGUGUGCAUCAACUGUGGCAUUUGGGCGGCACGGGAAAUUAUCCAACGAUCGGGUUGCACGUUCGAGGGAGAGCCGUCGUUCUCUGCCUAAACCACCAAAAGAGGGGCUUAUUCUUUCGAUGGGAAAGGUUCAGGGAAAGGUCAAUACCACAUACACUCGAAUACACAAAAAAGAGCCUUACUUUAGUAAGAAAAAGAAUCAGCAUGCCAUAUUUUGUAUACGAAAUUUGCAUCAAUAACAAUAGCAAAGAGCCUUUUACGUUA